This is a messenger RNA of Clunio marinus, 995 nucleotides long. The record is from the annotation of a GenBank genome assembly. NCBI's taxonomy places the organism in Eukaryota, Metazoa, Arthropoda, Insecta, Diptera, Chironomidae.
CAUCAGUCUUAAAGAACAUUCUUCACUGUUAAAUACCGCCAUCUGAAUUAAGAUCGAUUUUAUUUUUUAUUAGGUACAUUGGAAAAUCAAUUUCAGCUUUAAUAUGAAAAAUAUUUUGGUCGCAAUAUUCGCAUUCGUUUCUAUCUACAAUGUCGUUCAAAGCGCAACACCGCCUGCCAAAACGGACUACUUCAUAACUAACUCUAAAUCGCUUAACUAUAAGCUUGUUGGAAAGAAAGAAGAACAUCGAUUUGGAUUGGAGCUUGAUGACAACAAGCAGUUUCACCACACACGAACAGCUGAAGAUGGUGUAAGACUUGGAUGCUACGGAUAUGAAUUGGAAGGAAAGAAAUAUACAACAAAUUAUGUGGCUGAUGCUAAAGGAUAUCGAUUAACACCGAAAACUGGAGUUGUUACAGUUUAUCCUAAAGAUGGUGGCGAACCAAGAAAAGCGACAUUUGUGAAGGAGUUUGGAAUGGCGGACGUUAAAACUCCUUUCGCUCGUUACACAUUCCCUGAUGGAUGCGAAGCUCCAGGAAUUGAAUAUGACAAAAUUGUGAUUAUCGAGAAGAAGGAUGAUGUUAUUGAAAUUCCGACAGAGACUCCCGAACCAGAAACUACGACGUUUCUUCCCGAAGAAACGACAAUUUAUCCUGAAAUUCCUGUUCCAUAUGUAGCAUCAGUAAUCGAACCCAUUUGUUGUGACGAUAAUCUUUCUAAAUUAGUUCUGCCACGUGCUGACUCAGAGUGUAAUCAAACUGCUAAACUUAUAGUUCCAAUCGAAAUGCAUAUCAUCAAUCGAAUUCCUUUGUCAGACAUUGCUGAAAUAUCGAAAGAAACAAAUACCGUCAUUAUGCUUCUUAAAUUAUUGAAACUCGUUGAAAAAUGUAAACACAUGUACUGAUUUCAAUUGUCAAUCAUUUAAAGAAUUGAUUAACAUUCUUGAAUUCGUCUGAAAUGCGUCUGAAAUAAAGAAAAUUUACGACAUUAGUUUG